Molecule: messenger RNA, 5188 nt
Organism: Yamadazyma tenuis ATCC 10573
Lineage: Eukaryota; Fungi; Ascomycota; Pichiomycetes; Serinales; Debaryomycetaceae
Source: RefSeq, a predicted model, not a curated record
UGGAACGUGUAGUUUAUGGUAAGUGUGACACAAAUUUUCAAGUUUUCGAUUUUUGAAAUAGACUCUUCCAAAGAUGCACUUAUGAGAUUUCCAAUUGCAUCUAUGGGAUUACGUUCAGAACCACAUAAUUCCCUCGUCGUGACCAUUCCAAUUCAACUGCUAUUCAUGCUGUAUACAUAUGCUACUCAUCCCAACCGGUCUGUCAUAAUUGAUAAAAUCUCAUCACUAUCGAUUAUCGCGAAUUCUGCUGCUCGCAAACCAUGUCCCUUGGAUUCUCUCUAUAUCGAAGGGUAAUACACAUUUCCAAUGAGCUCCCGAAGCUUAUUCCCAUAGGCACACUCCACUUCUACAACUUACCGCUUCACCGGUCUGAUUUGGGAGGCAUACCAUGCGAAAUUGAUCCUUCACUCGAUUCAGUACAAACUAACACCAAUAUCUGGAAAUGGCUAGAUAUCGAUCAGUUGAUCUUCUUAUGUGAAAACAAUUCCAAUUCGAUCCUCGCCGAUAUUCAAUUUCUUAUGAUCUAUCGCUACAUUAUGGCUACGUACAAGAUCAUUAGGUGGGGGCCUAUGGUUAUUGCAAAAGUACGCAUUUUUGCAGUUCCUGAGGAUAUUGAUGGAUCGCAGUAUUUUAAAGAAUGGAGGUCCUCGAGACCAAGACACCUGAGUAUAGAGAAGAAAUUCCGUGAGAAGUGGCACACCUUGAUCAGCCAUAUUGAUUUUUCACUGGAAAGUUGGGACGGUUUGAAGCUAGAUUCUCUUCUUUUGAUCCCAUGCUUACAAAUUCACCUUCCACUAACCCUUAAAACCACCGACUUGGGCUUCGAGUCUGACCCUAAGUUUCAUAUAGAACGGUGGUAUAACAGUCGACCUUUUGGCAUAAAUAUCGCCGGUACCUCCGACACUGCUGUUCAAAAGGUAUCUGCUGCUUAUAACAAUAUUCCUUCUCCUGAUAUCUCCAAAUACUAUACCAAGUCGAAAUCGGUCAGUUCCAGUAAUAUUAUUCCUUCGGCGGAGGAAGUGAUUGUCAAUCUUGUGCAUAACAUGCUGGAGGGGAACAACUCGAUUCCAGGAGUGAAAACGCAGCUUUAUCCAUUCCAAAUCAAGUCGCUUAGUAAGAUGUACGAAAGAGAAUCGUUCCCUGAAAAAACUGUUAUUCCUAACUUCAUCGAAUUGAACUCUGCUUCUUCUGGGCUCAAGUAUUAUUUUGACAUUAUAAACACCAAGUUCUUCUGGAAUCCAGAAGUGUUUCUGCAACCUCGAGGAGGAAUUCUUGCUGAAAAUAUGGGACUUGGUAAAACUCUCAUAUGUCUCAGCUUAAUUUGCCUAACCAAAUGGGAGCUUUCCACCCUUCCUCAUGACACCCUCACAAUACUUCCGGAGGAGCAGGUUCCUCAUGAAACGACUUUUCAUCAUUUGAAAACUGCCAGGUUCAAAAAGCUAGCAGACCUUUGCAAAGAGUGCAUAACUCGCAAUUCCUUGCCUUGGAAGUUCUACAAGGACGAUCUCCCUGAGUCUGUAAUUACUAAACUCAAACAAUCCCCUGGGAGUUUCAGGAUCCCGUUGGAAAACUCCCUGUAUGUUUCUCCCUUUAGCAUCCAAAGAAGCAGAAGAUCCGAAAGACUCAAAGAUUUAGAUCAAGAAUUACCGUUGGAGGGAAGGUCUUUUCGAACCUUAUAUUUUUGCAACACCACAUUGAUUGUGGUCCCCGACAACUUGUUUCACCAGUGGAACACCGAGUUAAGAAAGCAUAUUCAACCACACUUUCUACGGAAGCUUUUCAUUUCCAACCAGUUUAAGAAGCUCCUUGUGUCAGAGAAUGGGGUGUUUACUAAUGAAGUGUACGAAGACCCUAUUCAACUCAUCCAAUUUGAUUUAAUAGUCAUUUCCAACUCGAUCUUGUCCAAGCAGUUUGACGAACGAGAUGAUACACCUCUAAUGAAGAUCUUCUGGAAGAGAUUAAUAAUAGAUGAAGGUCACAGUAUGACUUCCAAAGUUUCCCGAGCAGGACUUCUCUGUCGUGAAAUGAAUGUUGAAAGACGGUGGGCCGUGACAGGAACUCCAACGUCGGGGUUGACCAGACUUCAUAUGGAUGAGGAAGAUGAGGAGGGAAAGAGUCUUGAAGACUCUCCUUCCAAGAGGAAGAGUAAGUACGUGGUGAAAAACAGUUUCAACGAAAUAGACGAUUUGAUGAAACUUGGAAACAUUGUAUCGAAUUUCCUCAAGAUCGAACCGUUCCACUCCCAACCCAGGUUGUGGAAAACCCUAAUGAUUAAUCCGUUGUUAUUGAACUUGUACGGGUCUACCACCAGUUUAUCCAAUUUGUUAGACGCAAUUGUCGUGAGACACUCACUAGAUGAGGUCGAAAGAGACAUAAAGCUCCCUCAACUUCAUCAUGUGUCUGUUUUCUUGAAGCCUUCGUUUCUCAAUAAAUUAUCGAUAAAUAUAUUCACAGCUGUAUUGGCUGUGAAUGCGGUUUCUUCAGAGAGAAAAGAUAUAGACUACAUGUUUCAUCCGUCCAAUAGACAGCAGCUCAGAAGAUUAAUCACAAACUUACAGAGAGCUACAUUUCAUUGGAGUGGUUUCAAACAAGAAGACGUAGAAGCGUUGAUUCAUGUGUGCAAAGUAUGUCUAGAGAAAAAAGGGCCUGAUAGGCUGUGGGCAUAUAGUCCAGCAGAUCGAGCCUUAUUGAAGAAGUCAAGAGAUAUUGCCCAACUUGCCCUUGAUAAUCCUAGAUGGAGAACAAUGUCUCUCUUACAUGAAAUGAACUUUUUCAUAGAUGGUUUACCUGACAUCUUCACCAAAACAUUUGGGAUUGGGGUUCUCAAAUCAACCAAUGCUGAGGGUGUUGAGAAUGAUAUUGGUGUAUUUGGAGCUCCUCAUCUACAUUGCUUGCAGGAGUUUUUCUACAAGAACAGAUUCAUGAAUAUGAACGAUGGAGAUACGCUUUUAGAGAAGUUGGACGCAGUCUCCAAACCUUUCUGGUCCAAUUAUUGGGAAGAUACCAUGAAGAAGAACAACCAAAAGUUCAAUAAACCUGAUAAAAAGGAAGAAGCAGAACCUGCUUCUGCUCCAUCCACCCCUAAAAAGAGACGAAAUUCCCUUUCGAAUGCUCUGAAACCCAAAAGCUCUAAACCUAAAGAAGCACAGAACUCCAAGAGCGAACUUGAAAGAGAGGAUGGUGAAGGUUUGAAAAUCACUAACGAAGUCAAUACUCUUCAUUCUCUUGCCAAGCAUAACAUCUCCUACGAGUCUAUCAAGAACUCUAUAAUUCUUGGAACAGCUUCUGCAAAACUAUCGUAUCUUUCCAGUAAGCUAUUAGAAAACCAACAGAAGAAGAUCAAGUCAAUCGUGUUCUUUGAAUUUGAAGAUAGUGCUUACUACUUGACCGAGUUAUUGGAUAUUCUUGGGGUCAACUACAUUCUUUAUGCUACAUUCAUAAACACCACUCAUAGGGCAGAAAAUCUCUCCGAGUUCAGCAAUUACAAUAGUGAAGACAAUGGUGGUAUUACCUUGUUAAUGGACUUGCGACUUGCUGCUCAUGGUUUGACUAUCAUUGCUGCCACAAAUGUGUACUUUAUCAGUCCCGUGUGGCAACGAUCUGUCGAAGCUCAGGCAAUCAAAAGAGCUCAUAGAAUCGGACAAACUAAAGAAGUUCAUGUGGAAACACUAGUUUUGGAAGACACUUUAGAGGAAGAAAUCUAUAAAAGACGUUUGCUGCAGCAAGAAGAGAAAAAUGAUGGAGAAAACAAGAAAAGGUACGUUAUUGAUGAUACGGGGAUGCAAGACUUUAUUCUUAGACACCGUUUCUUGCCUAUGGACUCAGAAACUGAAUAUGCACCAUUUUCGGCACCGACAAAUUCACCACGCUCAUUUGUUACAAGGCAAGAACUCGAUGACCCAUCUGGAUUAAACCAACAUGAGGAUACUGUAGUGGAUGUGAAUGGCAUUAUGACUAGAAACUGGAAAGUGUUUGCUUUCAACUCAGACAAUCUCAGUAAGCUCAAUUCGCUCAAGAACCAAAAGAUCACCAAAGAGUACAUGAAAGACCAGUUCAUAAAGAACAUGGCCAGCGAGCAGGAUGCGCAAGAGGUUGAGGCCCCAAAGGUUAAGAAAGAACGUCCUGCAAGAAAAAGCGUCAGAUUUUAGUAUGACUUAUGUAUUAAUGUUACAAUGAAGGGAGUCUUAUAACUCCCUGACGAUUAAAGUGCCGUCCAAUGACGUCGAAAUCACUAUGUUCUCCGAAGGAUGGAAUGUCACAUCAAGGGUUGAGGCCUCAUGACCUUCAAACUUAUUAAGAAUUCUUCUGGUUACGACGUCCCACACGGUAACAGUUUUAUCAUCAGAACCUGACGCAAUACGUGAACUAUCACCACUGAAACAAGCACGUAUCAAUUUGUACUCGUUACCCGAUGGAGCACCAUCGUAGACGUAGGGGCUAGACCGUGAAACGUUUUCAGGUAGAAAUUCUUUGGCAUUAUAGGUGCUUACAGCUCCGCGAGUAGAGCGAGACACAAGCAUCGAAUUAUCAUUGUUGAUAUCCAACGAAGUGAUCGAGUCAAUUGUACUGGAUGUCGUCCAAAGCAGUUUGUCGGUGGCUCUGGUAUCGUAUGCUUGAAUAGUUGGGUCAAUUCCGGAAAAAAAAAUAUUCCCCAGGCUGCUUAGACAACAUGUCCAUACUGGGAACUUUGUACUGAUCGUGCUAAUUGAGUUCUUCUCUCGAAAAUCCCAAAGCUUUACUGUCCCAGCAUCAUCACAUGAUGCUAGGAGUGUUCCGUUGUACCGAACCUGGUUGAUUAUGGUACUGUUCCUAUAGUUUCUUAUUUUCUGCCCCGUUUCUCCAUCCCAUAUAGCCAUCGUAGAGUCGGCACUGCCACUUACUAUAUUGCCGUUCAUCCAGCAUACCGACGUAACAGCCGCCUUGUGGCCUCGUAUGCAUCCCAAGUUGACGUCGUUGUCGUCAGUAGGAAGUUUCCAUAUGUUGAUGGUCUUAUCAUCACCUCCAGAAACGAUCAACUCCAGAUUGAUGGCAGCAGAGUACACCGGUCCUUGGUGGCCCUCGAGUACCACUGCUCGGUUGUAGAGUAUCUUACCGCUGUCAACAUCGUCAGAUACUUUCAGCAAUGCCAAAUUGUUGGCUAUCUUCUGUUUCUUCACCACAGACAUUGAUUGGGAAGUAUCUAAAUCGC